Dioscorea cayenensis subsp. rotundata (Guinea yam) is the source of this 2388-nucleotide messenger RNA. RefSeq lists its product as uncharacterized. The record is from RefSeq and is a predicted model, not a curated record. NCBI's taxonomy places the organism in Eukaryota, Viridiplantae, Streptophyta, Magnoliopsida, Dioscoreales, Dioscoreaceae. The transcript has 6 exons. The coding region runs from base 41 to 1474 and encodes 477 amino acids.
CGAGUUCGAGCCGGAGCGUAGAGGAUUUUCACCGGCGGUGAUGGACGGCGGCGAGGAGUUCAGCGGGAAGAGCGCCUAUGAGGUGCUCGGGGUCUCGGAGUCCUGCUCCGGCGCCGAGAUCAAGGCCUCUUUCCGGAGACUCGCGAAGGAGACCCAUCCCGAUGUCUUGGCUUCUCCCGAUGACUCCACUUUCCUUGAAAUCCUCGCAGCUUAUGAGAUUCUUUCCGAUUCUGAGAAAAGAGCAUGCUAUGACAGGUAUCUGCUUUCUAGGAAGGAGAUUCUUCUGAAGAAAUCGGAGCUUGGUUCAGCUAUGUAUAUGUUUAAUUCAUCCUCAACGAUGAGAAAGCAAAUUGAGGCCGUGGAAUGGUUGAAGUGGUAUAGAUCUGUUAUUAAUGACAUUGUUAACCAGAAGAAGGUUGUCGCUGGAACUAGUUAUUUAGAUAGACUUGAGAAUGAAUUUUAUUCAGCAAUUUGUGCUGCAUAUUAUGGCCCAUUUAUUGAGUCAAUGGACCUUCUUCCAGAUUGUUUUGAAGCUGAGGAGAGGUCUGUGUAUGAUACUCCUGAGGUGUUGCACUUGGUUUCAGGACGUGACCAUUUUGGAACUGUUAAUAUAGUCGAUAAGGUUCCUGAAUUGCCAUCCAUUUAUCAUGAGAAACUUAGUCAUUUUCAUUCCACUGGUUCUAGAUUAUCUAAACAUGCCAAUGAGAAAACCACAGGACAUAAUUUUGUAUCUACAAACAGGAUGAUCAACGAUAAUCUUGUAAGUCAAGGAAGCGAUAAUUUGUCAGAUGCUUAUAAAGAUCUUGAACUACAUAUUUCAGGACGAUUUGUUGCCAUGGCUACAAGAGAUCAUCCAAAAAGUAAAGAGGCUAUUCAACAGAAAUUAGAUUUGGAGGACCAUAUCAAUGUAUAUGUUGCUCUUAGUGAAUACAACACAUACAUGAGUGAGAGAACAUCAGUACAGUUUGAUUCUGCUCAUUCUUUGAGAUCAAGGAUCUUGCUGGGAAGAAUUAGUGGUUUAGGAACCAGUGCAGAAGAAGGAUAUUGCUCCAUUUAUGACAGAAGUGGGACGAAGACUCAUUUGAUCAUGAAGCAUAGGACAUUAAUGGUGAAUCAUAUGCAUUGGUAUCAAGCGGGUCAUGAAGUAUCAGUCUGCGAAUGCAGAUGUAGCAGAGCUCGCUUACCACCUAGCAAAUUUUGGCUUUUUGAGCCGCGAUGUAGUUUGCAUGACAUUGGUGGCUGGUAUAUUGAGACAUUUGGUCGAGACAAGAAAGGCAGGACAGUCCUUUCUCAAAGAAAAUGGGAUAGCAUAACCGAACAUUCAGAAAAGAGACUACAUCCUGCGAUGUAUUUGAUGGCUCUUGCGUAUAGAACUCUAGAUCUUGAAGAGGCAAAAAGGAGGAAAAUAACAUUUAGGAGUGUUCUGGAACCAAAACUAAAUAAUAUUCUUCAGUGGUGUAAGAAGCUUUUGUGACUGGUUGUACUACUGUACAUAUACCUGGUACACUGAUUUGCCUUUGCUGCUGAUAAGAAGUCCACCCUUUCACUAAAGAAAAGAUGGAGAGAUAUUAUUACAAUUCAAUGGUGUCUCGCUUUCUGGUUUCAACAUGAGUGUUACAGAGUGUUAGCUUGAAGUAAAGAAGUUACUGUUAUGGAAACCAGUAACAGAAGCCUGAUUGAUCAUCAGUCCUUGGUAUCUUGAAAGCUUAGAAAUAUUAUGGAUGAUCUACUAAUCUUUUGAUGUUGAUACCAAUGAAGGGUGCCUUUUCAAUAUGUAAGCCAUGUAAUCUCCUGUGAAAGGUUUGCCAUCCGGCAAUCAGCAUGUUGCUGUCACAAAUCAGAAUGUUACAUGGUUCGACAAAUGCCAAAAGAGAGUUCGAUUGCUUACGGGGACAUAUUGAUGCUUGGUGGAUUGAAUAACAGAAAAUAAAACACACUGAUAUGCUUACUAUGACUAAGAUCAGCAUCGUGGUCGGAAUGUCAUUGGCAGACGCAGUUAAAAUCACCAAAAUAAAAUUGAGCACUUGAUACCUUCAGCUGUUGUUUUGAAAGCAUUGUCUAUUUGCAAGGUGGUGUCAUUGCUGUAUCUUGCUUCUAUGCUAAAUGCUCUGGAAGAGGCAUGAGACUCCCAGCUUCAUAGUGCCAUUUAUGUACCAUUUUUCCCCCCCAAAUGAGCAGUUAGGCCACUUAAAAGGCAAGGCCGUGCAUAAUCUUUGGUAGAGUUGGCAAAGCUAAGGUCCACGUAUAUGCAGGCACUGGAAUCACCUGUCCACAACCAAUACUCACAUUUCCAAAAAUAUUCUUUUAUUCGCGGAUUGAACACUUUUCAUUUAUGAAGCGUUCUUGCUGGGAUCGGGGUACCAAUUGAUCUCUCAGUUAUUGGUACAA